CUCGGAUCCAAAAACAUCCUUAGGCCGUGGUUCACAUAUUCGUUUUCAGAAAUCAUUAUGCAGAUGACGACGAUCAGUGAAGAGUGAAAAACACAAUGAAAUGCAAGUGGGGUCCUCUGCAAGUGAUUCAAGAGCAGCCUCUGUCUUUGACCUGAAAGCCCAAACGAAGCCUCAGCGGCUGCGCGCGCGAGUGCAAUUUGCAACAGUUUGUGGGGCGAUGUAUCUAGCUGGAUGGAAUGAUGGGACGACUGGUCCAUUGCUCCCCCGGAUACAGAAAGUGUAUGACCUGAAUUUUGCUGUUGUAUCCCUGAUAUUCGUGUUUGCAUGUGUUGGCUUCCUAUCUGGAGCGUUUGCAAACCUUUAUCUAGACGAGAGAUUCGGUUUUGGGAAGGUGAUCGUGAUAGGAUCUGUGUGUCAAGUUAUAGCGUACGCCAUAGAGGCGGCUGCUUUGCCAUUUCCUGCAUUCGUGCUGGGCUACGUCAUCAAUGGGUUUGGAAUGGCUCUACAGGACGCACAAUCGAAUGGUUUUGUAGCCAGUCUCAAGGAUAACCCCGAGGUGAAAAUGGGGAUCCUCCAUGCGGUAAGCGGUGGCGCUUUGUCAUCCCCUUUGGUAGCAACGCAAUUUGCCCAGCUUCCGCAUUGGUCAUUUCACUACCUGUGCAGCCUUGGUGUUGCGUUCAUAAACACUGUACUGUUGAUUGCAGUCUUUGGGCUGAAAACACAGGAUGAGUGCCUCGCUCAGAUUGGACAACCACCAGGGGAAAAGGGAACAAGUGAGAAGAGCCAGUUUAGCCAGAUAUUGCGGCUCAGAGCAGUGCACCUCCUCGCCUUCUUCAUUUUGACAUUGGUAGGAGUGGAGGUCACUGUAGGUGGGUGGAUGGUGACGUACAUAAUCGACGUGCGCGGAGGAGGUCCAAGUUCGGGAUAUAUAUCAUCAGGGUUUUGGGGAGGUCUCAUGGUUGGCCGUGUCACUCUUCUGUGGGUAAACAAAAAGGUUGGGGAACGGCGUGUUUUGUUCAUUUACGCCAUCCUCGCAAUUGGGCUACAACUAGUAGUAUGGCUGGUGCCUUCGCUCAUCGGUGGUGGUGUUGCGGUCUCCCUAAUUGGGGUAAUUUUGGGGCCGAUGUAUCCCAUCGCUAUGAAUCACACAGUACGAAUCCUCCCCGAGUGGCUCAUCACAGGGUCGAUUGGUUGGAUAGCAGGCUUCGGGCAGGCAGGUUCUGCGCUCUUGCCAUUCUUAACUGGUGCCAUUGCAUCGAAGACCGGAAUCAAGAGUUUACAGCCAUUUCUCGUUUCGAUGAUGGCGUUCCUGACCGUUUUAUGGGCGUUAGUGCCGACAACUGCUAGGAGAACUGAAUGAUAGAUUCUCCGUUAGCUAUAAAGGUUGACAUUUGGCAAUAGAUUCAUCUAAUGACCUCAUUGUGGACCCCUUGCCGGGGUGUCAGUGAAUUCUUUCAC
Suillus fuscotomentosus is the source of this 1458-nucleotide messenger RNA. RefSeq names its product major facilitator superfamily domain-containing protein. The transcript is spliced from 14 exons. Gene Ontology annotation, molecular function: transmembrane transporter activity. The record is from RefSeq and is a predicted model, not a curated record. Gene Ontology annotation, cellular component: membrane. Bases 101 to 1360 code for a protein of 419 amino acids. Lineage: Eukaryota; Fungi; Basidiomycota; Agaricomycetes; Boletales; Suillaceae. Gene Ontology annotation, biological process: transmembrane transport.